Messenger RNA from Zygosaccharomyces rouxii, 669 nucleotides. RefSeq names its product Shu2p (gene SHU2). Lineage: Eukaryota; Fungi; Ascomycota; Saccharomycetes; Saccharomycetales; Saccharomycetaceae. The transcript has a single exon. The record is from RefSeq and is a predicted model, not a curated record. The coding region runs from base 1 to 669 and encodes 222 amino acids.
AUGGAAACCAGUGGUGAGGAUGGCAGCGCCAUCAACCAUUCUGAGUUGUUCAGUCAAUUGGUUAACAAAGAUGGACAGAUGAAUGAUACUGUUGCAUCCUUCCUUUACUACAUGUUCCCCAGAGAGCUGUUUAUAAGAGCGUUAUCGCUAAUAGAGUCAUGUAACAUGUUCAUUUACGUGCUCGUGCCAUCAGGAGUUAAUGAUAAAAAUAAUCAGCCGUUGAAAUUUCUGGAGGUCUCUGAUCUGGUAAACUCCAUCUAUGACGAUUCUGAACUACAUAGGCUCAUAGUGAAACCUAGUGACGAGGAUGUACCGACAUAUGUGGAUCUAAAUAACUGGAUGUGCUCAUGUCAAGAGUACACAGAUCUCAUGCUUGAGCGAUUAAACCAGAUGGAAGCCGGGAGCUUAGCAUCCAGCUUGUUGAAAGACAUUGACGACUCUCAAAGGUUUCAAGAGGACAGAUUCGCCCAAUUGGACGCACAUAGCUUAUCGAUGCAGCGAUACGUGCAUUGUGAAAAGCUCAAUUGUCCGCACCUACUGGCAUACUCUAUUCUAUUAAGAUCCUCAACAAGGACUCUACAACAUUUCUUAGAAAAGGGACAAAUUCUACUCAUACAGAUCAAUAAUAUGGAUGAAUGGCUGAAACUACACAUAAACGUGGUCGAAUAA